Messenger RNA from Pan troglodytes (chimpanzee), 3643 nucleotides. RefSeq names its product aquaporin 7 (gene AQP7). Lineage: Eukaryota; Metazoa; Chordata; Mammalia; Primates; Hominidae. Bases 805 to 1830 code for a protein of 341 amino acids. The transcript has 9 exons. Gene Ontology annotation, molecular function: glycerol channel activity; water channel activity; urea transmembrane transporter activity. Gene Ontology annotation, biological process: glycerol transmembrane transport; water transport. The record is from RefSeq and is a predicted model, not a curated record. Gene Ontology annotation, cellular component: plasma membrane; basolateral plasma membrane.
AUCUGGACUUGGUUCAAGUGGCACCAGCCAAACCCCUGCCUUACUGACCUCUCCCCUGAAGGAGCAGGAGCAGCACUCGAGGCCGCCCUGGGAGAGCUGAGAGGCAGGCUCUGGACUGGGGACACAGGGAUAGCUGAGCCCCAGCUGGGGGUGGAAGCUGAGCCAGGGACAGUCACGGAGGAACAAGAUCAAGAUGCGCUGUAACUGAGAAGCCCCCAAGGCGGAGGCUGAGAAUCAGAGACAUUUCAGCAGACAUCUACAAAUCUGAAAGACAAAACAUGGUUCAAGCAUCCAGGCACAGGCGAGAUGAUGUUUUGUCAUACUGUCCAGGCUGGUCUUGAACUCUUGGGCUCAAGCGAUCAGCUCGCCUCGGCAAGUGCUGGGAUUACAGGCAUGAGCCAUGUGCCUGGCCUAACUGAGCAAUUACUAUGCAGUGUGACGAGCACUGCCCCAGCUGAAAGAGUGGGCACCGUGGGGCAUGUGGAAGAAGUGAAUGGCCUAGAGGAGAGGAGGCUUUUUGGCACCGUGGAUUGCAUUUUCAGCUCCCCACCCGCCCAUCUGCAAAGUGGCCUCAUUGGUGUGCCAUUUUUACUGGUCCAGUCCCAACUAGAAGGGGCAUGGCCUGGCCAUCUACCCCAGUUCCUCUCCAUGUCCCCGUGGCUCUCAAGUGUCUCCAAUUCCAGCUGUCCCAGCUGCCCUGCGCAAGAGGAGGUGUGUGUGGCGAGGCUGCUGGGUUACCUAUUAACUCAGCUGUGAGUUGAAGAGCCGAUGGGCAGCAGGCAGACUUGAGUCUCCUUUCUGUCCAUGGGCUCGGGCCACUGUCUCAGGUCCACCCGUGGCUCCAAAAUGGUCUCCUGGUCCGUGAUAGCAAAGAUCCAGGAAAUACUGCAGAGGAAGAUGGUGCGAGAGUUCCUGGCCGAGUUCAUGAGCACAUAUGUCAUGAUGGUAUUCGGCCUUGGUUCCGUGGCCCAUAUGGUUCUAAAUAAAACAUAUGGGAGCUACCUUGGUGUCAACUUGGGUUUUGGCUUCGGAGUCACCAUGGGAGUGCACGUGGCAGGCCGCAUCUCUGGAGCCCACAUGAAUGCAGCUGUGACCUUUGCUAACUGUGCGCUGGGCCGCGUGCCCUGGAGGAAGUUUCCGGUCUAUGUGCUGGGGCAGUUCCUGGGCUCCUUCCUGGCGGCUGCCACCAUCUACAGUCUCUUCUACACGGCCAUUCUCCACUUUUCGGGUGGAGAGCUGAUGGUGACCGGUCCCGUCGCUACAGCUGGCAUUUUUGCCACCUACCUUCCUGAUCACAUGACAUUGUGGCGGGGCUUCCUGAAUGAGGUGUGGCUGACCGGGAUGCUCCAGCUGUGUCUCUUCGCCAUCACGGACCAGGAGAACAACCCAGCACUGCCAGGAACAGAGGCGCUGGUGAUAGGCAUCCUCGUGGUCAUCGUCGGGGUGUCCCUUGGCAUGAACACAGGAUAUGCCAUCAACCCAUCCCGGGACCUGCCCCCCCGCAUCUUCACCUUCGUUGCUGGUUGGGGCAAACAGGUCUUCAGCAAUGGGGAGAACUGGUGGUGGGUGCCAGUGGUGGCACCACUUCUGGGUGCCUAUCUAGGUGGCAUCAUCUACCUGGUCUUCAUUGGCUCCACCAUCCCACGGGAGCCCCUGAAAUUGGAGGACUCUGUGGCAUAUGAAGACCACGGGAUAACCGUAUUGCCCAAGAUGGGAUCUCAUGAACCCACGAUCUCUCCCCUCACCCCCGUCUCCGUGAGCCCUGCCAACAGAUCUUCAGUCCACCCUGCCCCACCCUUACAUGAAUCCAUGGCCCUAGAGCACUUCUAAGCAGAGAUUAUUUGUGAUCCCAUCCCUUCCCCAAUAAAGCAAGGCUUGUCCGACAGCAGUACCCCCACUUCCUGGGGGCCUCCUGUGGUUGGGCUUCCCUCCUGGGUUCUUACAGGAGCUCCAGGGCUAUGUCUUAGCCCAAGGUGUAGAGGUGAGGCACCUCAAGUCUUUCAUGCCCUGGGAACUGGGGUGCCCCAGGGGGAGAAUGGGGAAGAGCUGACCUGCGCCCUCAGUAGGAACAGGGCGAGAUGAAAGAAUGACAGAAUGAGGGAUUUUCAGGCACGGGGGAAGGAAGGGUGGUUUUGGGGAACAGACCGUAGCUGACUGGUGGGGGGCCGGCUUUGGAAAUACUUUGAGGGGAUCCUGAGAUUGGACUCUAGACUCUCCCCUGGUUCUUCCCUUCCCCUAGUUCUGGCCGGUUCUUGGACCAGACAAGGCAAGGCCCAAGAAUGUAGAUCAGAAUUUUUUAGCCUUUUUUUCAUUAGUUCCUUCCCUAGUAUUCUUCUAGAUUUUUUUUUCUUAAUCACGUGAAAUUUUAAUACCACAGAUAUACUAUAUAUCUGUUUAUGUUCUGUAUAUGUUCUGUGCUUUAUACAUAAAAAAGAGUAAGAUUUUUUUUUCACCUCCCCUUUUAAGAAUCAGUUUUAAUUCCCUUGAGAAUGCUUGUUAUAGAUUGAAGGCUGUUAAGGGGUUGGGCUCCUCUUUCUUCUUCCUGGUGCCAGAGUGCUCCCACAUGAAGGAAUAGGAAAGGAAGAUGCAAAGAGGGAAAUCCUUCGAACACAUGAAGACACAGGAAGAGGCCUCUUAGGGCUCCAAGGGCUCCAGGGAAGCAGCUGCGGAGGUUGGGUGGGGUGGGGGGCCAGGAUCCACUGACCCUGGGGCCAGGCAGGAAUCACUCUGUUGCCUGGGGCUCAGAAGGCAGCAUCACCCAUGGUUCCUGUCCUUGCUCAUGUAUUUUGCCUUUCAACAAUUAUUGUGCACCUACUGUGUGCAGGCCCUGCCUGGACACUGGGGAUGCGCAGUGGAUGCGCUGGGCUCUGCCUUUGAGGGUUGCAGUUUAAUGGGGGACAGGUAAUUAUAAGGAAGAAGGUGAGUGCAGAGUGGGAGGCUUGGAGGCUGUGGGGCUCGGGGUAGGGGAGCUCACAUCCAGCCUCUGGGCCAAGGCCAGGAGGCUUCCCAGAGGAGGAGACAGAGCAGGGUAUGGUGGUGGGGGGUGUCCUUUUUGGGGGUGGGAGCUGCACUCUACAGUUUGAGGGGAUGGGCAGAGGAGGCUGGGCUUCGUUCUGGAGGUGGGGACACGGUGAGGUGAGGUUUAGAAAGCACAUCUGAGCCGCAGUGUGUAGGAUGCUGGAAAUGGUGGAGAUGGGCCUGCGAAAGUGAUGACCCAGGAGCAGCAGCUGGGCACCUAACAAUGGGUCAGCACCGUGGGCGUAGAGACGAGAGUGGGGAUUGAUCAAUACCGGAGAAGUACAAUGUACAGGACUUGGGUUCCAUUUGGAUGGAGUGGGUGAGGGAGAGGGAGGAAUCAGAAAUGGCUUCCGGUUUCCACCUUGGGCCUGGGGAUUGGAGAUGUCCCCACUGAGAGUAGGGCACAAGUGAGGAAAUGGUUUGGAGAGGAAGAUAAGUUACAUCAUGGACAUGCUGAGUCUGAGUUGCCUAUGGGACUUGGAAUGGGGGGUGGCAAAAUGUGUGUGAUCUUGAGCAAGAUAUUCAACCCUUCUGGGCCUUGGUCUUCUUAUUUGUAAAAUGGUGAUAAGAAUAUUACUUCCCAUUUCUGUUGCUGUGAAUAUUAAAUGCGCUACCACAUGUAAAA